Molecule: messenger RNA, 1116 nt
Organism: Microthlaspi erraticum
Lineage: Eukaryota; Viridiplantae; Streptophyta; Magnoliopsida; Brassicales; Brassicaceae
Source: the annotation of a GenBank genome assembly
AUGUCUUCUUGGGUUCGAUUCGCAAUUGAGCAGAAAGACGGCAACUUUGCAUACCCACCACCGUUUUACAAAGACCCAACAAUCCUCUCUCCGCCGUCACCACCACCGUCGUCCUCCGGCGGCAACAAAAUCAGCCCGGCGGUGCUAUUCGUAAUCGUGAUUCUAGCUGUCCUCUUCUUCAUCUCCGGGCUUCUUCAUUUGCUCGUCAGGUUCCUCGUCAAGCACCCUUCUCCAACCUCCCCUUCUUCGAGGUCUAAUCGUUACCCAGAGAUCUCAACCAGCGACGCUCUCCAACGACAGCUCCAACAGCUUUUUCAUCUCAACGACUCAGGUCUCGACCAAGCUUUCAUCGACGCGUUACCUGUUUUCCACUACAAGGAACUCGUCGGCGGUGCGUCCAAAGAGCCGUUCGAUUGCGCGGUUUGUCUCUGUGAGUUCACUGAGAAAGAUAAGCUGAGAUUGUUGCCAACGUGUAGCCAUGCGUUUCAUCUCAACUGUAUUGACACUUGGCUUCAGUCGAAUUCGACUUGCCCUCUCUGUCGUGGCACUCUCUUCUCCCCUGGCUUCUCGAUGGAGAAUCCGAUGUUCGAUUUCGAUGACAUUAGAGAAGAGGAAGAGUGUGUGACAACAGCAACAGAGAAGACUAUGGAGGAGAUUCAAGAAAUUGUUGUGGAGAAAGGAGUUUUGCCUGUGAGAUUAGGGAAGUUUAAGAGACUUGACAAUGUUGGUCAAGAUCAAGAUCUUGAUGCUGUUGUUGUUGCUGGAGGAGAGACUAGUAGUAGUAAUUUGGAUGCGAGAAGAUGUUUCUCAAUGGGUUCGUAUCAGUAUAUACUCGGUAACUCUGAGCUUAAGGUUCCGUUUUGCAGCAACGAUAAGCGUUUGACGGCUCUUCAGGGGAAAGAGUCUGAGCAGAUUGAGAAUUCGUCAGCUUCAGAAGAGAAGAAGAUUAACACUGUGGCGAAAGGAGAGAGCUUUUCGGUUUCCAAGAUUUGGUUAUGGCCGAAGAAAGAUGCUCAAAGGAGGUUGCCUUCUUCGUCGCUUAAUGUUGAUGAUCUUCCUAAACUUCCAUCAUGGAUGGAAGAUCAUAAGAAGCUGGAGAACAACGACGAAAGGUAG